AUGAGCACACCACUCUCGGAAUCCCCAUACGAUGGCGAACAAAAAAGGGAAACAGGAAAUGGUCCAGGUUGGUUCGUAUCUUUUGCCUCCCCUUGCAUUUUAAUCGCAGCUAUAGCUUACAUGGUCUUUCUUCCCAUUUCACAGACAAGUCUGAGUGAGUCAAAGCUUUGA
Molecule: messenger RNA, 171 nt
Organism: Penicillium digitatum Pd1
Lineage: Eukaryota; Fungi; Ascomycota; Eurotiomycetes; Eurotiales; Aspergillaceae
Source: RefSeq, a predicted model, not a curated record